This is a messenger RNA of Suillus clintonianus, 1142 nucleotides long. RefSeq lists its product as uncharacterized. The record is from RefSeq and is a predicted model, not a curated record. Bases 232 to 927 code for a protein of 231 amino acids. The transcript has 3 exons. Lineage: Eukaryota; Fungi; Basidiomycota; Agaricomycetes; Boletales; Suillaceae.
GUUGAGUUCAUUGACGCGGUAAGUCCAUUCACAUAUUUGCGGAACUAGAACUGAGAGUAACUGAACAGGAAACCAAAGAGAAGAAAUGUUGUCAAGAUGUAAGUGGUCUCACAUGGAUUGACAAGCCUGCGCAGUUAGCCAAGUGCUGCACCAAGGAUCACGUAUGGACGUUUGAUUACGGAGGUGGUCCUGCGCGCGCCGCGCGGAGGGUGCUGCCCGGUUGGGUUUCGCAUGAACAAUGGGAUGUGCAUCCCAUACACUCCUGCCCCUCCUCAGCAGUGCCCGUGUGGGACACACUUGAUUGACGGCCAGUGUGUCCCAUUCCUGGGUGCCUCCCAUCAGACAUGUGGCAAUGGACGUAGCGGUGUCGAACCCUCUUGCACGUGCACGAAUUAUCCAGUCUGUGGGCACGGCAAACACCUAGGCAUCAAAUACGGUCAUUGCUACAUCCUUUCCUUCUCCGAUGGCGAACAACUCGGCCUCAGCCGGGACAAAACUGACUACAUCAAAAACGGCUUCUUCGUCGAUAUCCCCUUUAAGGUCUGCAAUUCGGCCGUUGAUUGCUCCCGUGGAAAGGAGGUUGAGAUGGGCGAGUCCUUCUCCCUCCAAGAUCAACAUGGAUUGUACAACGAUCCAUAUUCAACAAAGGGGUGGAUUAAUGACGCCUCUGGCGGCGCCCACAUGGAAUUCACCACUGAUGCCAACCAUGCCGGCAAAUUCACGGGUAUCCCGACUUGUGCUGCCGGUGAAUGCUCUCUUCAACUGCAUGGUGGUCCCGCUGGCGGUGCAUUGGCAUACGCUUUCCCGGUUCCCACGCCCGGAUUGACAUUCUACGGCAACCCUAAAGUUGGUCAGAGACUUCGCUUCUCUGAGGUGACAUGCGAUGACUAUGAGGUCCCUCUCACUUCUGGUAUCAACCUAUAUUGAGGCUGAAAGGGAAUGAAUCGGCCCAUCGGGACGUUCUGCAUGCCCCCGUCUUGAAUCUUGAUAACAAUCUUGCUCCGAUUUUCGCUAUGUUUACCUUGUAUGACUUGGACUUGUGUGGUUUCCGUUUGCUGCCCAAUUGGCUUCAGAUUUUUCUAGAUGUUCAAUCCGGCUCGAAUAUUUUUUGAGAUUGAUGUUUCACGUGCAAAUAGUAGCAA